Molecule: messenger RNA, 849 nt
Organism: Thecamonas trahens ATCC 50062
Lineage: Eukaryota; Apusomonadida; Apusomonadidae
Exons: 1
Coding region: 1-849 (282 amino acids)
Source: RefSeq, a predicted model, not a curated record
AUGGCGGCUUUGGAUCGAGAGAUCGAGCUCGAUAGUGGGGCAGCAGUCCGAGUGGCGCAGGAUCUGGAUCUUGGGCUCGGCGGCUCGGUGUGGGAUGCCUCUAUCGUGCUCGCAAAGUACCUCGAUCACAUCCAGCUGGACGGCUUGAUGUACCCAACUGCGCUUGGUGCCGGCGUUGGCGGCGACGUCGGUGAGGGCUCCGGCCCAGGGUUGGCCCCGGGAGUCCAGAACCCGUCGAGUCCAAGCCCGAGCGUGCCGGGCCCCGCAGAUACGCUCUGGCUGGAGAUCGGAGCCGGGACGGGAGUGCUCGGGCUGGCGGUGGCCGAGCUCCUUCGCGGGAUGGCGAGGAGCGGCAGCGGAGCAGUGGAUGUGGUCGUCACCGACAUCCCACCGGCUCUCGCGCUGCUGGAGAAGAACGUGGCAAACUACGUGGCCGAGCACGGGCUGGAGACGGUCACCCUUGCUUGCGGCGAGUUGCCGUGGAGCGUCGAGCCGGGCAAGGUCGAGGUCGCAGUGGCUGGCAUCCCGGGCUUGGCCGACAAGCUUGCCAACGCCCCCGGGCUUGCCGUCCUCGCGGGGGCUUGCGUGUACGAGGCCGACGACUUUCCUGCUCUCCUCUGCACGCUCGCCACGCUAUGUGCUGCUCUUCCGCUCGGUGCGCCCGUGAGCGUGGUUAUGGCUACCGAGCUCCGCGGCCAGGGCGAGAUCGGGUUCUUCCGCCAGGCGCGCGGGCUCGGGUGGAACGUGCGGUACAUCGAGGCCGACGCGCUGCAUCCGGACUGGGUUGCCGACGACAUCGUCGUCGUGGUCCUCACCAAUGAGCUGGGCGCGCCUGUGACGGGAUGCUGA